Propithecus coquereli (Coquerel's sifaka) is the source of this 5834-nucleotide messenger RNA. RefSeq names its product sodium channel, voltage gated, type IX alpha subunit (gene SCN9A). Gene Ontology annotation, molecular function: protein binding; voltage-gated sodium channel activity. Bases 122 to 5542 code for a protein of 1806 amino acids. Gene Ontology annotation, cellular component: axon; voltage-gated sodium channel complex; plasma membrane. NCBI's taxonomy places the organism in Eukaryota, Metazoa, Chordata, Mammalia, Primates, Indriidae. The transcript is spliced from 25 exons. Gene Ontology annotation, biological process: sodium ion transmembrane transport; neuronal action potential; membrane depolarization during action potential. The record is from RefSeq and is a predicted model, not a curated record.
GCCCGCGCCCUCCCCUGGGGCCAGAUUCUGCAGGUGCACAGGGUGGGAAUGGUCCGCCCGCAAGGUCUCAAGCCUCUUAUGUAAGGAGCUGAAGGGGAAAUAAAAUAUACAGGAUGAAAAGAUGGCAAUGUUGCCUCCCCCAGGACCUCAGAGCUUUGUCCACUUCACCAAACAGUCUCUUGCCCUCAUUGAACAACGCAUUGCCGAAGGAAAAGCAAAGGAACCCAAAGAAGAAAAGAAAGAUGAUGAAGAAGCCCCAAAGCCAAGCAGCGACUUGGAGGCUGGCAAACAGCUGCCCUUCAUCUAUGGCGACAUUCCUCCAGGCAUGGUGUCAGAGCCCCUGGAGGACCUGGACCCAUACUACGCAGACAAAAAAACUUUCAUAGUACUGAAUAAAGGCAAAGCGAUCUUCCGUUUCAAUGCCACACCUGCUUUGUACAUGCUAUCUCCUUUCAGUCCUCUAAGAAGAAUAUCUAUUAAAAUUUUAGUACACUCCUUAUUCAGCAUGCUCAUCAUGUGUACUAUUCUGACGAACUGCAUAUUUAUGACCAUGAAUAAUCCUCCAGAUUGGACCAAAAAUGUAGAGUACACUUUUACUGGAAUAUAUACUUUUGAAUCACUUGUAAAAAUUCUUGCAAGAGGCUUCUGUGUAGGAGAAUUCACUUUCCUUCGUGACCCAUGGAACUGGCUGGAUUUUGUGGUCAUUGUUUUUGCGUAUUUAACAGAAUUUGUAAACCUAGGCAAUGUUUCAGCUCUUCGAACUUUCAGAGUAUUGAGAGCUUUGAAAACUAUUUCUGUAAUCCCAGGCCUGAAGACCAUUGUGGGGGCCCUGAUCCAGUCUGUGAAGAAGCUUUCUGACGUCAUGAUCCUGACUGUGUUCUGCCUGAGUGUGUUUGCACUAAUAGGACUACAGCUGUUCAUGGGCAACCUGAAGCAUAAAUGUUUCCGGAAUUCACUUGAAAAUAAUGAAACAUUAGAAAGCGUAAUGAAUACCGUUGAGAGUGAAGAAGAGUUUAGAAAAUAUUUUUAUUAUUUGGAGGGAUCCAAAGAUGCUCUCCUUUGUGGUUUCAGCACAGAUUCAGGUCAGUGUCCAGAGGGGUACACCUGUGUGAAAGCUGGCAGAAACCCCGACUAUGGCUACACAAGCUUUGACACUUUCAGCUGGGCCUUCUUAGCCUUGUUUCGGCUAAUGACCCAGGAUUACUGGGAAAACCUUUACCAACAGACACUGCGUGCUGCUGGCAAAACCUACAUGAUCUUCUUUGUGGUGGUGAUUUUCCUGGGUUCCUUUUAUCUAAUAAACUUGAUCCUGGCUGUGGUUGCCAUGGCCUAUGAAGAACAGAACCAAGCAAACAUUGAAGAAGCAAAACAGAAAGAGUUAGAAUUUCAACAGAUGUUAGACCGACUUAAAAAAGAGCAAGAAGAAGCUGAGGCAAUAGCAGUGGCAGCAGCUGAAUAUACAAGUAUUGGGAGAAGCAGAAUUAUGGGUCUCUCAGAGAGUUCUUCGGAAACAUCCAAACUGAGCUCUAAAAGUGCUAAAGAGAGGAGAAACAGAAGAAAGAAAAAGAAUCAAAAGAAGCUCUCCGGUGGGGAAGAAAAGGGAGAUGAUGAGAAAUUGUCCAAAUCGGAAUCAGAAGAGAACAUCAGGCGAAAAAGUAUCCACCUUGGUGUUGAAGGGCACAGGCGAGCACGUGAAAAGAGAUUGUCUACCCCUAAUCAGUCACCACUCAGCAUUCGUGGCUCCUUGUUUUCUGUAAGACGGAGCAGCAGAACAAGUCUUUUUAGUUUCAAGGGUCGAGGAAGAGAUAUGGGAUCUGAGACUGAAUUUGCUGACGAUGAGCACAGCAUUUUUGGAGACAAUGAGAGCAGAAGGGGCUCACUGUUCGUGCCCCACAGACCCCAGGAGCGGCGAAGCAGUAACAUCAGCCAAGCCAGUAGGUCCCCCCCAAUGCUGCCAGUGAACGGGAAGAUGCACAGUGCCGUGGACUGCAAUGGUGUGGUCUCCCUGGUUGAUGGACCCUCAGCCCUCAUGCUCCCCAAUGGACAGCUUCUGCCAGAGGGUACAACCAGUCAAAAACAUAAAAAAAGACGUUCCAGUUCUUAUCUCCUUUCAGAGGAUAUGCUGAAUGACCCCAAUCUCAGACAAAGAGCAAUGAGUAGAGCAAGCAUAUUAACAAACACCGUAGAAGAACUUGAAGAGUCCAGACAAAAAUGUCCACCUUGGUGGUACAGAUUUGCACACAAAUUCUUGAUCUGGAACUGCUCUCCCUAUUGGAUAAAAUUCAAAAAGUUUAUCUAUUUUAUUGUAAUGGAUCCUUUUGUAGAUCUUGCAAUUACCAUUUGCAUAGUUUUAAACACACUAUUUAUGGCUAUGGAGCAUCACCCAAUGACAGAUGAAUUCAAAAAUGCACUUGUUGUGGGAAAUUUGGUCUUUACAGGAAUCUUUGCAGCCGAAAUGGUUUUAAAACUAAUUGCCAUGGAUCCAUAUGAGUAUUUCCAAGUAGGCUGGAAUAUUUUUGACAGCAUUAUUGUGACUUUAAGUUUAGUGGAGCUUUUUCUAUCGGAAGUGGAAGGAUUGUCUGUUCUGCGAUCAUUCAGACUGCUCCGAGUCUUCAAGUUGGCAAAAUCCUGGCCAACACUGAACAUGCUGAUAAAGAUCAUCGGUAACUCAGUGGGGGCUCUGGGUAACCUCACAUUGGUGUUGGCCAUCAUUGUCUUCAUUUUUGCUGUGGUUGGCAUGCAGCUCUUUGGUAAGAGCUACAAAGAAUGUGUCUGCAAGAUCAAUGAUGAUUGUACGCUUCCACGCUGGCACAUGAAUGACUUCUUUCACUCCUUCCUGAUUGUGUUCCGUGUGCUUUGUGGAGAGUGGAUAGAGACCAUGUGGGACUGUAUGGAGGUCGCUGGUCAAGCCAUGUGCCUUAUUGUUUACAUGAUGGUCAUGGUCAUUGGAAACCUAGUGGUCCUGAACUUAUUUCUGGCUUUAUUAUUGAGCUCAUUUAGUUCAGACAAUCUUACGGCAAUUGAAGAAGACACUGAUGCAAACAACCUCCAGAUUGCGGUGGCCAGAAUCCAAAAGGGAAUAAAUUAUGUGAAACAAACUUUACGUGAAUUUAUUCUAAAAGCAUUUUCCAAAAAGCCAAAGAUUUCCAGGGAGAUAAAACCAGCAGAAGAUCUAAAUACUAAUAAGGAAAACUGUAUUUCUAACCGUACACUUGCUGAAAUGAGCAAAGAUCACAAUUUCCACAAGGAAAAAGAUAAAAUCAAUGGAUUUGGAAGUAGAAUGGACAAAUACUUGAUGGAAGAAAAUGAUGGUCAAUCAUUUAUUCAUAAUCCCAGCCUCACAGUGACAGUGCCAAUUGCACCUGGGGAAUCUGAUUUGGAAAAUAUGAAUACUGAGGAACUUAGCAGUGAUUCAGAGAGUGACUACAGCAAAGAAAGAUUGAACCGAUGGAGUUCCUCAGAGUGCAGCACAGUUGAUAACCCUCUGCCUGGAGAAGGAGAAGAAGCAGAGGCUGAACCUGUGAAUUCAGACGAGCCAGAGGCCUGUUUUACAGAGGGUUGUGUGCGGAGGUUCUCAUGCUGCCAAGUUAACAUAGAGUCAGGGAAAGGAAAAAUCUGGUGGAACAUCAGGAAAACCUGCUACAGGAUAGUUGAACACAGUUGGUUUGAAAGCUUCAUUGUUCUCAUGAUCCUGCUUAGCAGUGGUGCUCUGGCUUUUGAAGAUAUAUAUAUUGAAAGGAAAAAGACCAUUAAGAUUAUCCUGGAUUAUGCUGACAAGAUAUUCACUUACAUCUUCAUUCUGGAAUUGCUUCUAAAAUGGGUAGCCUAUGGUUAUAAAACAUAUUUCACCAAUGCCUGGUGUUGGCUGGAUUUCUUAAUUGUCGAUGUUUCUUUGGUAACUUUAGUCGCAAACACUCUUGGCUACUCAGAUCUUGGCCCCAUUAAAUCCCUUCGGACCCUUAGAGCUUUAAGACCUCUAAGAGCCUUGUCUAGAUUUGAAGGGAUGAGGGUGGUUGUGAAUGCACUCAUAGGAGCAAUUCCUUCCAUCAUGAAUGUGCUACUUGUGUGUCUUAUAUUCUGGCUAAUAUUUAGCAUCAUGGGAGUAAAUUUGUUUGCUGGCAAGUUCUACGAGUGUGUUAACACCACAGAUGGAUCACGGUUCCCUACAAGUCAAGUUCAAAAUCGCUCUGAGUGUUUUGCCCUCAUGAAUGUUAGUCAAAAUGUGCGAUGGAAAAACUUGAAAGUGAACUUUGAUAACGUCGGACUCGGUUACCUAUCUCUGCUUCAAGUUGCAACCUUUAAGGGAUGGAUGGAUAUUAUGUAUGCAGCAGUUGAUUCUGUUAAUAUAGGUAUGUUUCUUUCCAAGCUGAUAGAAAAAUACUUUGUGUCCCCGACCCUGUUCCGUGUGAUCCGACUUGCCAGGAUUGGCCGAAUCCUACGUCUGAUCAAAGGAGCGAAGGGGAUCCGCACGCUGCUCUUUGCUCUGAUGAUGUCGCUUCCCGCGCUGUUUAACAUCGGCCUCCUGCUCUUCCUGGUCAUGUUCAUCUAUGCCAUCUUUGGGAUGUCCAACUUUGCCUAUGUUAAAAAGGAAGCUGGAAUUAAUGACAUGUUCAACUUUGAGACCUUUGGCAACAGCAUGAUCUGCCUGUUCCAAAUUACCACCUCGGCUGGCUGGGAUGGAUUGCUGGCACCUAUUCUCAACAGUGCGCCACCCGACUGUGACCCAAAAAAGGUUCAUCCUGGAAGUUCAGUUGAAGGAGACUGCGGUAGCCCAUCUGUUGGGAUAUUCUAUUUUGUCAGUUACAUCAUCAUAUCCUUUCUGGUUGUGGUGAACAUGUACAUUGCCGUCAUCCUGGAGAACUUCAGUGUUGCUACUGAAGAAAGUACCGAGCCUCUGAGUGAGGAUGACUUUGAGAUGUUCUAUGAGGUUUGGGAGAAGUUUGAUCCUGAUGCAACUCAGUUUAUAGAAUAUAGCAAACUCUCUGAUUUUGCAGCUGCCCUGGAUCCUCCUCUUCUCAUAGCAAAACCAAACAAAGUUCAGCUCAUUGCCAUGGAUCUGCCCAUGGUCAGUGGUGACAGGAUCCACUGCCUUGACAUCUUAUUUGCUUUUACAAAGCGUGUUUUGGGUGAGAGUGGAGAGAUGGAUUCUCUUCGUUCACAGAUGGAAGAAAGGUUCAUGUCUGCAAAUCCUUCUAAAGUGUCCUAUGAACCCAUCACAACUACACUUAAACGAAAACAAGAGGAUGUGUCUGCUAUUGUCAUUCAGCGUGCUUACAGACGUUACCGCUUACGGCAAAAUGUCAAAAAUAUAUCAAGUAUAUACAUAAAAGAUGGAGACAGAGAUGAUGAUUUGCCCAAUAAAGAAAAUAUGGUGUUUGAUAACGUUAAUGAGAACUCAAGUCUAGAAAAAACAGAUGCAACUUCUUCCACCAUCUCUCCUCCUUCAUAUGAUAGCGUAACAAAGCCAGACAAGGAGAAAUGCGAAAAAGACAGAACAGAAAAGGAAGACAAAGGGAAAGAUGGCAAGGAAAGAAAAAAGUAGAGCUUCAUUUUUGAUAUAUUGUUUACACCCUAUGAAAAUGAUUUAUCUGUGUUAAUAAGACUCUGGAGGAGGUCUAUGCCAAAACUGUUUUUAUCAAAAUAUUCUCAAAGGCAGUGCACUCACUAGCUCUGAUUCUCUAAGAUAGGUGGGCAGCUUUAGCAGAUGGCUAUUUUUGCACUGAUGAUUCUGUAAGAAUUGUAAGAGUAACUCUGUAGGGAUUAUUGAUUACAGCAAACAAAGGUGAUUUAAUUUUUGUUUAUUUUUAAUAGGAAAUCAUGUAAAAAGUUUUUAC